Messenger RNA from Rhododendron vialii, 1482 nucleotides. RefSeq names its product type IV inositol polyphosphate 5-phosphatase 9. Gene Ontology annotation, molecular function: phosphatidylinositol-4,5-bisphosphate 5-phosphatase activity; phosphatidylinositol-3,4,5-trisphosphate 5-phosphatase activity; inositol-polyphosphate 5-phosphatase activity. Lineage: Eukaryota; Viridiplantae; Streptophyta; Magnoliopsida; Ericales; Ericaceae. The transcript has 7 exons. The record is from RefSeq and is a predicted model, not a curated record. The coding region runs from base 28 to 1206 and encodes 392 amino acids. Gene Ontology annotation, biological process: phosphatidylinositol dephosphorylation.
AUAUGUUUGUGAUUGAUUUUUCAGGCCAUGUGGCCAAGGUUGGUAGCUAGUAAGAUUCUUAGAAAAAGAUUAGGAAGCAACAAUUUCGUUGCUGAUUUUCCAAUCAACAGCAUCGAAAGUUCGUUAAAUGAUCAGUCCUUGAUCAGCUCUGAGAUUAUAUGUAGUAAUAUGGAUGAUCAUGUGGAGACACAAAAGUACAAGAUAUUUGUUAGUACAUGGAACGUUGGCGGGGUUGCACCAUCCGACAAUAUGAGUAUAGAGGAGUUGCUAGAUGCAUGCAACACUUCUUGUGACAUUUAUGUUUUUGGAUUUCAAGAAGUUGUGCCUCUGAGAGCCUCAAAUGUGCUAGGAUCAGAGAACAAUAGAAACACCAGGAAAUGGAAUUCCUUGAUCAGAGAAGCUCUCAACAAGAAAACAAUCAGCCAACAUAGAAAUGAAGAAAAUCACAUUGGCUUUCAACCAAAACCAUUGGAAAGUAGCAUUUCGCCAGAGUUUCGAUGUAUCAUAAGUAAGCAAAUGGUUGGGAUAUUGAUAUCGGUUUGGAUCCGAAAUGAUCUUCGACAGUACAUUCAGAACCCUAAUGUUUCAUGUGUGGGUUGCGGUAUCAUGGGUUGCUUAGGAAAUAAGGGUUCGGUGUCAGUUCGGUUUCGGUUACAUGAAACAAGCUUCUGCUUUGUGUGCACUCAUUUGGCUUCAGGGGGCAGAGAAGGCGAUGAGAGACACAGGAACUCCAACGGGGCCGAAAUACUGUCUCGAACUGGCUUUCCAAGAGGCCCUUCACUUGAUUUGCCACGAAAAAUUCUUGACCAUGAUCGGAUAAUUGUGCUUGGAGACUUGAAUUAUCGGAUUUCUUUGCCAGAACUGGAGACAAGAUUAUUAGUCGAUAAAGGAGAAUGGAAUACUUUACUACAAAAUGAUCAGCUAAAAAUGGAGCUUACGGAUGGUCAAGUGUUCCAAGGAUGGCAGGAAGGAACGAUUAAAUUCGCGCCUACUUAUAAGUAUUAUCCGAAUUCUAACGAUUACUUUGGCGGUGUUGAAGGGAAGAAGGACAAAAAGAAACGCGCUCCUGCAUGGUGUGAUCGGAUAAUUUGGUUUGGAAUGGGGUUAAAGCAACACUCGUACACGAGAGGAGAAUUAAGUUUGUCGGAUCACAGACCGGUGAAGGCGAUUUUCAGUACUGAGGUAAGAGAGUUUGUCAAAGAUUGAAAGGGCGCCUAACGAGUUUCCUCCGAUCAGAGAGAUUUGAAUUAGGGUUCACAAGAUCGAUCGGCUAGACAUGCAUUCAAUUGGCCAAUCAAGCUUCUAAGAGAAAUUUUUUGACACCGUACGUAAUAGAACAAGGGAGAGGAUCCUCUUUCACUCCAUGAAAAUAUUGGACUAGAUCGUCUAGUUAGCAUAAUUGUGGGCUCUUAUCAGACGCAUUUUGAUGAUUUAAACCGUUCAUGAUUUAGGGCUUGUCAAUAAUAACAUUCACGUCAAAAA